Jaculus jaculus (lesser Egyptian jerboa) is the source of this 1721-nucleotide messenger RNA. RefSeq names its product transmembrane protein 100 (gene Tmem100). Gene Ontology annotation, biological process: cellular response to BMP stimulus. Lineage: Eukaryota; Metazoa; Chordata; Mammalia; Rodentia; Dipodidae. The transcript is spliced from 4 exons. The record is from RefSeq and is a predicted model, not a curated record. The coding region runs from base 572 to 976 and encodes 134 amino acids.
UGGUGUUUAAGCCAAGCUGAGUACUUUGUGUACGGUCCCUAGUGCAGUGAUUUGCAUCUCCCUCUUCUGGGUUGCUGGGCUGGAGCUGGAGCUGGCAGCUGUCUCAGUCGGAUUCUGGCUGAGAAAGAUGGAUGGACAUUGGACAAGAAGGCUGUGAGCUGCAGGUGACCAUCACGCUCACAGACAAAGGAGAAUCCUAGAAGCAAUCCAUGACCUGUCAUUUUAUCAAGAGCCCAGCGGGUGACAGACUCCUUCCCAGAAGUUGAAAGAAAAUGUUCACCCUUGGCUGAUUAGAUUCCUCCUUUCCAAAUAAGUGGCUUCUCUGGUAAUGGGCUGUGUCUCUCUGAGCAUAGCAAGGCAAAGAAUGCAAGCGAUCAGAGAUUACAGAUCAGUGACGGAGAUGUUCCCCGGUCUCCUGGGAAGGAGAGGAUUCUGGAGCCUUCUAUUGGCAGGCCCAUUCUGCUGAAUUAGCUGAGGUCUCCUGCCUUCUUCUCCACAGCUUCCACCCUCUUGAGGCUCUUCAGAUAUAGUCUGUGAACCUAGCUGAGCAGCAUCACUGGAAAAAAAAAAAAUGACUGAAGAACCCAUCAAAGAGAUCCUUGGGGCCCCAAAGUCCCCCACACCUGUGAUAAUGGAGAAAAGCCCCAAGGGCGAAGUAGUGGUCACCACAGUUCCCCUGGUCAGUGAGGUCCAGCUGAUGGCCGCCACUGGGGGGACUGAACUCUCCUGCUAUCGCUGCGUUGUCCCCUUUGCUGUGGUGGUCUUCAUUGCUGGGAUCGUGGUCACUGCCGUGGCUUACAGCUUCAAUUCCCAUGGUUCCAUCAUCUCCAUCUUCGGCCUGGUCCUUCUGUCAUCUGGACUUUUCCUAUUAGCCUCCAGUGUCUUAUGCUGGAAGGUGAGACAAAAAAGCAAGAAGAACAAGAGACGUGAGAGUCAGACAGCUCUUGUGGCAAACCAGAGAAGCUUGUUUGCUUAGGACUGAAUGAGACCAAACGGGAAACAUCAACCCUAAACCUGCUCUGACUUGGUUAGCUGAUUCACGCAGAACCAGGGCAGGAAGGACUGGGCUAGAAAUAGGAAAGUGGGAGGAAGGGAGCGGGGAGUCCUCCUUGGUGAGGAUUAACCUGUUUUCUGUUAAUGUCUUCUUUGUGAAUGUCUCCUUUAAUGACAAACUUAAUCUUAAGGGCUAUUUCUGAGACAGUGGCAUCAACUGUCUCUUUUUGUUAAACGUUUUGGGGGCUAGAGGAGAGAAACAGAAAUAGGUAACAUUUGGGUCACCUUGGAAAGCCACUACGGAAUGACGAGAAAAUGAUGGUCCUCACCCACCAGGCUCCAGGAGAAGUAACCCUGGAGAGAAUGCUCUGAGGAGCCAAACUGUAGACAUGCUCUGCCCAAGCCCUGUGUGGGCUUGGCAUUUGCAAGUAUGUAUGAAGUUCUGUGAUAACCGUUGGUCAAUAAGCUGAUUUUCUGACAUCCCUCUUUGUUUUACACUUUCAGUAACUCAUCACUGGUGGUACUUUAUCUGGAAGAACAGACUAAUUUUUUUUAUAUAUAUUUUAACAUUGGAUGGUUUUAGGUGAAAGACAUAGCUAAUAAAUGACAUUGGGGGUUAAAUUAAUAUUUUAAUAACCCGCAUAGCACUUUUGACAAUUUUUAUACAAAGAUUUAAUGUACAUUUCAUUCAAAAUAAUAAAUACUCAUUGCUGCUCAAACUUCUUAAA